UUUGAAAUCUGGCUUCGCGGAACCGGAAGUGUUCGCGAAGUGCACUUGGACAUCCAGAAUAGCACUCGGAGAAUCUAACACUAAACACUUCUAACAACCUAUCUAACACUUUUUAACAACCUUUUGGUCGAAUUAAAUGAUUAACGACUUUAGUACCGUUACUGGUUUGAACGUCGCUUCAUUUAGAGGUGGUCUGCUAUUAAACCGAACGACAGAGAGCCGGAGGUGAGCGAAACGUCGCUGAGAAUGUAUUUCAAAUCCUGAUCCACAGCCUCUUUAAAUCCGCACCUUCAGCUCCGGCUGAUUAUUAGACAGUCUAGAGACACUGUCAACACAUCACUGCACUCGCAAUGGACUGCAUAGCAUCGGUUUGUAGCCGUUGACACAUCUGGAGCUGUAACUGGUUCAGGGAAGAUGCAACAGGUCCCGUACGGAUCUGUGGAUCGAGACAAGCCUCUAAUCCGUGUGCCUUUCACGCAGUUAGCGGUGAUCACAGUGUGUCUGCCGCUGCUCGGCCUCAUCGCCUGCAUCGUGCUGGCUCUACUCUACCAUUACAAUGAUGCUACCUACACACACUGCCAGGUUCCUAACUACCUCCCGUCAAUCAGCGCAGCCAUCAGUCUGACACCGGAGCGCUACAUCUGGCGUUUCAGCAUCGGCCUGCAUUCUGCCCCACGCUUCCUGGUAGCAGCAGCCUAUUUCAGCUUUUACCGCGGACGCUUUACCAGCAGGCUGACGGAGCAGCUUUUGAGUGGCCUCACAUUCCUCUUAGCUUUAAGUGAAAAUGUAGGCCUGCUUCUGCUCACCUACGUCUCCUCCACCGAGACCUACAGUCUCCAUAAGAGCGGCUUCAUCGUGUUUAUUGGCAGUUCUCUGUUCCACAUGUUGUGCACCUGCAAGCUGUGGUCGAUGAUUGCGAACUAUUCCGUUAGUGCAGAGGAGAUGAUGUCAUACCGCCUGAAGCGCCGCCUCUUCCUCUUCAACUGUUGCUUCUGUCUGUUGGCUCUCUAUUUCUACAGGCGGCACAACAACUACUGUGAAGCAGGAAUUUACUCAUUCUUUGCUGGCUGUGAGUAUCUGGUGGUGCUGUCCAACAUGGCCUUCCACAUGACUGCCUACUUGGACUUUGGAGGUAAGGAGGUGAUGGUUGCAACACCUCCAGAGGGAAAGCGCUUCUGACACAGGAAGUGAAUACUUGCAUCAUCUCCUUGAAACUUGAGACACUAGGGCGAGACUGACUGAUCGAAGCAUGUACGACUGUUUACAUCUUCACAUGCAGUGUUUUAUUUAAUACAGGUGUUUGAUCAGAUCAUUGUCAGUGGUUUACUAUACUUUAAACGAUUACAUUUAUUUUAUUCAGGUGUAACUGGAAUGGCUGAUUAUGUCCUCAAAAACUUUUAGUCAUCUAUCCAAUAUUCAUACUGUCAUUAGUUCAAAUCUCCUCAUAAACCAAAAUGUGAAGUGGUAUGUCUGUCUCUUACUAAUUGGUUGUCAGGAUCAGUAUUGGCUUCGCUCGAAACAAUGUAAAGUUAAAAAUGCGUAUUGUUUAUGAAAUAUUUUCAAAUGUAAAAGUAAUUGAGCUUUGGAGAUUUUGAUGUCGUGUCAGUUGGUUUUUGCAGCUGCUGUUUCACAAGUGCCACAUCAAGCAUAUACACGCAGACUGGAGGACAUUCAGUUCAGUCACACCAUACGUUUCUCUCUUCCUUUGUAAGCGCUAGUGUAAAUCAUGUGAAAAGUCAUUGUAAACUGCCUUUUGCACAGCAUUUAGUGGCUUAAUAGCAUUGUGAACUUUGUACAUAUUUCUAUAGUGCAGUUAUUGGUCAUGAACAACAUGAGCCCUUAGUAAACAUAUCAAAUAUGAUGUUGCUAUUAGUUGAACGUGAAAACUGGUAAAGCACACUAUGACGUGUGACCCAUAUUUCAUAGAUCACCAGUGGUUGAGUUCAGCAUGAUGUUGUGAACAUGAUUUCAUAUAUAACAAUGCUUUUUAUGAUGUACCAAAAUACUGUUUUUAAAUCAGUGUCAAAUAAAUAUUUCCAUGAAAAGUAA
Molecule: messenger RNA, 2049 nt
Organism: Ctenopharyngodon idella (grass carp)
Lineage: Eukaryota; Metazoa; Chordata; Actinopteri; Cypriniformes; Xenocyprididae
Gene: pgap2
Product: post-GPI attachment to proteins 2
Exons: 5
Coding region: 415-1179 (254 amino acids)
Biological process (GO): GPI anchor biosynthetic process
Cellular component (GO): Golgi membrane; endoplasmic reticulum membrane
Source: RefSeq, a predicted model, not a curated record